Molecule: messenger RNA, 7104 nt
Organism: Thermothelomyces thermophilus ATCC 42464
Lineage: Eukaryota; Fungi; Ascomycota; Sordariomycetes; Sordariales; Chaetomiaceae
Exons: 4
Coding region: 174-6875 (2233 amino acids)
Biological process (GO): double-strand break repair via homologous recombination; replication fork processing
Cellular component (GO): Cul8-RING ubiquitin ligase complex; nucleus
Source: RefSeq, a predicted model, not a curated record
CGACUAGGUACGUGUAUUGUAUGUACGUACGUUUACAGCUACACAUACCUCGCACCCCUGCGAGACCACUCCAACAACGACGCGGCAGCAAAUUCCUGUGGAAUGGCGAUGAAGACAACAACAACGACGACGACAUAAAUGACUGCAUAAUAUUAACAUGGUAAUCGGGCGCCAUGAAGAGCUGGAGGGAAUUGGGAGAGGUUCCAGACUCGGACGACGACAGCUUCGAUGACACGGAUCUGCUUGACGAGAACCUCAACUUCGACUGGCAGCCGCAAUCCGAAGACGGAUACAACGUCGAGGGCACGCGAGUGGAGGAGAACCACGCCGGACCAGUCAAAGAUGCGGAUGUUUGGAGCGUGCCGAGCUCUCCGCCAGAGCAGGCUUUGCCCUACCACUCCACCAAUUCGGCACAGGCAUCGCAGACCUUGACCCAGUUCCCUUGGCCUGCCGAACCGUCGCCGAAUCCAGCUGGACAGACGAGUCCUUCAACCCCCGCGGAGUCCAGCCUCGACAAACCCUCAUCCAUACCCAGGAUCCCGGCCGCCUCAAACCUCCCGUCGGACGUGUUCCGAGAGGAUGAGAUUUCCAAGAGCUACGUUCGAGUCACAAGCCCCGCCCCGAGCUCCUCCUCCAUUUCAAGCCUUCUUUCCAGAACUCCCACGCCGCCGCAGUCUCCUUCCUUGCCCCAAACCCACCUAAGCCCGCCUCCGGCUCGCCUCAGUGCCCCGACCAACGCAUCGCCGCCGGCCGAUAUUGUGGACUCGGAACAAUUAUCAAGGCAGACCGCUGUCCGGUUGGAGCGCUCGCUGCGUCCCCGAAAACCGAUACAGCAGCAUCCUUACCUUCUCGAAAGCGUGCAGUAUACAGCUUUCAUGAAGUCACAUGGCAUCAAGCCCGUCCGGGUCAUCCAGGAAUCUCGGCCAUUACGGAGUGGUGCCGAAGACGAAGACUCUCAAGACACAGAUUUCCAAGCUGAGGAAAGCCAGGAAACAAGUGCGGACGGUCUGGGUGGCCUGGAUGCAAGCGGCCCAGUUCUCUUUGACGAUGAUGAGGAUGAGCUGGCACUCACUCCUUCACUCCCAAAAACAUCCCCCCAUGGCCAACAGCUUCGAACUAGUAGCCAGCCGACCAACCCCGACCAAACGGAUGCUACGAGCCUCUCCGAUGAGGAGUUUCCGCCUUUAGAACGGCUUCACCCGGUGUCUGCAAAGGAGAGACAGCGGUUGUUAAAACGGCAGCGUUCUCAGCUACUGUCUUCUACUCGAAGGAAGAGGCCGAGGUUCGUGCCAGAUUCUUCGUCCCAGGAGUCUCCGCGACGCCCGAGAUUUAUCCCUCCCCCGCCAAUAGACAUAUGGGACUUGUCCUCCUCUCCCCGUGUACCGCAGGUACCAGAAGAGCAACCACAGGAACCUGGCGCUUCCCCGAAACAACCAGCAGAAAGACGCCCGAGCCCGCCGAGUGCCCCUAUUCUGAGCCCGCGCUCCACCGCUGCCGUCUCAGAGGACGAGGCAGCAGAUCCCCCGGUUCUAAUCACCGAGGAUUCCCAAAGCGACCCCGACGAUGUGGACUUGCCUGGUUCUACAGCCAGCUCCUGUAGUGAUUCAGAGGUCGUCCGCCAGAACAGCCGCCGGAUUCGCGGGGUCUUGCCAGCGUCUUGGCUCCGAUUGGACCAACCGCAGAGCAAGCCUGCUGCCCGUAACGUCAAGAGAAGGACUCCCGAGCCCUCGCCGGAUCGAACUGUGAGGCGAGGUUUGGCGUUGCCUCGCCAGGGCUCGCCUAAGCCUCCAGGCGGAGCGUCAUUGAUGGUGUUUGAUGAAUCGGAGGAGUCCGAGAACGAACUGCCUCGGAGGCCAACUGAAUCAGCAGAUGAUCCAGCCCGAGCGGCGCUGGCCGCCGUCGUUAUCGACGAAGAUGACGGCGCAUCCGUGAUUGAAGAAGAUACCAUCGAUUGGAUGCUUCCUGGGAGGAAAAGGUCUUACUCACACACUAUUUCCGGGAGAGCGAAAAGGCAGAAGCGGAGCGGAACCCAAUCUGUUUUCCAUGGCCGCCCCAAUGUGCCCUCUAGGCAGCCCAAGAUAACCCAAGUUCUCCCGCGGGCAAAGCAUGGCGUCAACUCAACAUCUGCAAAUAGAAAAUUGACUCACCGGCAGCACCAGAAAGGCGGUACAUCUGUAGCGAGUCGCAAUAUCAGCAAGAGGGCGGCCUCACCACCGCUCCUGAGUAUCCUGGACGUUGUCGAACCCGACGCGCCAAGGUUUGUCAGGCUUGCCGCGCGUGCUGUCAGGAGGAAGUCAAAUCUGGGCAAGGCCAGUCCAUCCAACAAGGUUAUCAGCCUAGCAUCACGGAAUGACAACGUCGACGCGCUCUCAGUUCUUAGGGAUUGGAAAUCGGGAAAGACUAAACCAAAGAUUCCCGCCCCGCUGCGGAAACCAGUGAGCAAGCCAAAGAGGCGACCAGCGCUGCGAGAGAUAUCUUCAAACGCCACGUCACGCCCCCGAGGUCCUCGACCUCACAAGUUAAUUCGACAGAGCAAUCUCGACUCUUUCGUCAUCGCAGACGAAGGCCCGCAAGAAGGCCAGCCUCCCGAGCGGCCUUUAGCCUCGGCCAUCUCACCACGAAAGCCUUUACAAGGCCGCCGUCUCAGUUUCCACCCGGCGCAGCUCGAGGAAGACGAAGCCGAGGAGAGGCCCCGUCAGCUCAGCGCCCGGAAGCGGACCUUGGAUGCCCUCUACAGGAGACGCCGGAGAACGUUUGGUGCGUCAACCGACGAUGGGCUGGACCAGAUCCUGGAUGUGAACUUUACACUCCAAGAAUCUGCGGCUGAGGGACAAGGCGACGAGGGUGACAUUGAACCUGGUGCCAGACAAUCCACGACCCCGACGGAAGGGAGGACAAGGGCCGGCAGACGGAGAUUCCGAAAGACGUGCCCCCCCCAACGCGUGGAUUUGGACGCUCCUCAGUAUACUCGGGCAAAUGACCCAUUACCGCCAGACUUCUCUGACUUUGAGCCCCGGGAAUGCCUUCCUCAAGACCGAAAUCAGGCCCAGGACAAGCUCAGGGGGCUCGGGCCGUAUGGAACGCAUUACACGCACCACUUCGAAGUCUUUCCGCUCGACAUGGGGGUCUUCUUCCACGAAAGCACUGUCAUUGGACGCGGAUUGGUGCGAGAUGCGGUCGAUCUCGGACUCUCCGACCGGAUUCGUCAUCAAAGGCCCCCGAUGUCGUUUUCCUUGGACGGACGAGACCUCAGAUGGAGCCGCUGGGACGAUAACACGUCGUCAGAGCUGGGUAUAUUGGUCGAUUGGAUAGCCGAGCAACUUGCCCCCAACGCAGCCGCGAACGCUGGUUUCAGCCGAAAGACAAUCGAAGCUGCCGAGUUUGUAUUGGGGUACGUACUUCGCUCACUGAGUGUCUCGGACGAACACGAAGAGAAAGCGUUCGUGUCGAGGUGGCUGGAGGUGCUGUCGAGUUUUAUCGGCCGGUUUGAGUCGAGCGAUUGGAGCACGGGAUCAGAGGAGACGAAAACGACGCAGCUCGAGGUCGUUGUCCGUUUCUGUCUCGCGACUUCAGCGGUGCGUUCAAUAAGCCAGGCAUCAAACGCCGACCCCGUUCAAUCCACGAAGCUCGACGGCUUGCUCAAGCAGUCUGCAUCAGCGACCAUCAAGCGACUUUUGGAAUGUGGAACCAAGGAAUUACGGGUUCUAUACGGUGACCUGCAGCGUCCGAGUCUCAGAGAGCGAGGUAUACGCUCGCACCACCUCUUCGCCAACUGCUGGGUGGUCAUGAUGAGGGUGCUGGAAAGCGCUGCCAUUCCGAGGAGCUCCUUCUGGGACGUCACCCAGUCAGUCAUGCUUAGCGGAGGGGUAAUCUCGAGCUCAGAUUGCCAGCUGUUUGAGCGGCUUUGGCAAGACAUGUUCACGCUACUGCCGCUGACCGAGGUCGAUGACUCCGGGCUAGUCGUUCCAGGAAUGAGACGCACCGCUCCCAUGGAAGGAUGGACGCUCCCUCAGCAGCUCCUAAAACGCGUCUUCCAGCUUUACCAAACGAAUCCCCGCCAGCCUCCCGGCUUCAACGACUACUGUCGAGCCCUCGUGGCCCGCUGCCACCUUCUAGUCCAGCAAUGGGGCUGGCGCAAAGGCACGGGCAUCAUUGGAACCAUCUUUGACUUCUUUGGGUCGCAGAAUCUCGAGCACCUGAGGAACGAGGAGGUGUACAAAUCUCCUCGGUUUCUGGAAGAGCUCGACGGCAGUCCAUCUCUCGACAUCGAGCCCGAGGAUCGGUGCUUUCACAUCUUCAUCAAGCUCCUUGCCCUGACCAUCCAGCGCCUCAAGGAGCUCAAUCGUCCCAACGAUAUCAGGAACCUCGUGACCAGGACGCUUCCGAACCACAACCGACAAUACCUCAAAGAAAACAUGAUUCAUCACCGCGAUUUAGCCGCGCUGAGGAAUCACCACGACCUCCUCUGUACGCUGUUCUGGGUAUCGCCGCCAGAACUGCGGCGGGAAGUCCACGAGAUAGAAGAUUUGAUCGUCCCCGGCAGCGCUCACAAGGAGGCAUGUCUGAUCAGUGUUAGGGCAUGGAAUCAGCUUGCCCGGUUUGUGAUAGCCAAGGACGAGGGCGGUGAUGCGUUCAGGCCGCUUGCCAUGUGGCGAAACAACAUCUUCAACCAGGUCCUCGACCAAUACCUGUCAGCCGCCUCGGACAUCGAGCAGCAGUUUCGAGCUCUAUCGAGCGAGAUGGCGGGCAUCAGCAAGGAUGUACGGGACGACAUGGUGGCCAAGAACAAGCCGACGGCGCUGGAUGUGCUGCACCAUUCGGUCAAGGCGUCCCUGGACGUCCUGCAGCGCGCCCCGACGUUGGGUGCAGCUUUGUACGGGCUCAACACGGGUCAACUACAAAAAGUCUUCACCAGCCUUGAUUACCAGUCUCCGGGAUUCGACUGGGGCAUCCUCCGUGUAGCACUUGACACGAUCGAGCAUCUCUUGGGCAGGAUAGACCAGGCUUCCGAGGAGCAAUUCUCGAGCGAGUUUGACGACAACCUCGAUGCCCCCUUUCUCGAGGAUGCCGUGCUGCUGGUGAAUGAACACUUGACGAAAGACUUCUUCUGGAUGGCUCGCACAACCCUCGCUCUCCCGCAGGAGAGCUCUGCAAGGCGGCAUAACCAGCAAGUUGCCUGCGCUGAGAAGACGGUUACCUUGGCCGCAAGAAUCGCCGCCAGAUUCGUCAAAAACAGGGUGACGCACUUGCUGUCCUUCUUUUCGACCGGGAAGUACGGCCUGUUCCCCGACCUCCCCCACAACAUGACGACGCCGGACAGGAGAUACCUCCCUCUUUUCCUCGCGGUCCUUGUGAAAAAUCAUGUUUUUGAUUUCAAGGACCUUGGGAUCAACAUGCUGGGCAUGUGGAUGCUCGCGAUUGUGAAACCGCUAAGGUAUCUGAGAUACGAGAACUACCUUGCCGAGGUUCUUCAACAUCGCGACUUGCCGUUCCUGGAGCGAGCGACGGUCGCGGUUGGCAUUCCUCCGGACUACAACUCGAAUGCCGACUUCUUCGCUUGCGCGAUCCACCACAUGCGGAAGUCACUGCGCGAGUGUGGGUCGGUGCGAGCGAAACAGCUCCGGGAGGAGUUCAGGAAGACAUUACAGUUGGUCAUGCAGAAGAUGAAGGAGGACCUGGCACUCCUACGGUCUCAUGGCGGCGAGCACGGGCCGUACAUCGAGUUUGUGAGACAGGUGGUCUCGCUGAUCAAGUCGCACGGUGUCAACAUCUGCGCGGUCGACCCUUUCUUCAUGCAACCGAGCCCCGACUACUCCCCGUCUCUCCAAGACCCGCAGCUUCACACGGCCGGCAUUGUCGCGUACGGCGUCAAACUGAGCGAGGGAGACACGACUGCGACCCAGCCGCUUUUCCACUACCUCUUCAACAACUUCAAGGUUUCUCUCGGCAACGACAAGCUGGAGCAGGAGUGCAAGAUCCUAAGCAGGGCAAUGAGAAACGGCCAUGUUACUUCGUUCAUGCUGCAGUGCAUGAUACCGGCCAUCAUACAAGCGUCGACGCAAGCCCCGGAUUGCUGGGCGCUAUUGGAGGUUUACGCGGUUGCUUUCCAAAACAUGCUCGAAUCGAGCUGGUCCGUCCCGAAGGAGCUCGGGCAUGAGGACAUGGAACAUGUGUUGGGGAUCGUGACUAGCAUUCUGGCGUGGUUCCAGAACCUGGGAUGCACCGCGUCACCGUCGCUCCAACAGCUGCACGUCAUGGCGCUCCUGGCGACCCUCGCCAACACCCUGCAGCCGAGCGUUGCAUCGUACCUGUUCAACGAAGUCGAAGGUGGCACUCUGGUCACGCAACUCCAGGAGGCUGUUGACAGGCUCGCAGCGCUCUUCUCGGAGCUGGGGUCAUACCUCGAGGACGUCCUUUCUCGAGCCGGCGGAAAUGACGUCCCGCAGCCGGAGAUCAUCAGUCUCUCGGCGGUGCUCGGUGCGUUACCGCCAGCACCACCACCACCACCACAACAACAACCCACGUCCGGUGGGGCCAGGAACCCGCGGGUGGAGAUGUUUGCGAAUACCAUCAUCUCUGACGUGCGGCAGAACUGGGUGGUCACGGCGGACCGCGUGAUGGUACGGAUGGCUUCCCCGGGGAGGACGGGGACCACCCCGGGCGGGCCGCCCCUGCUGAGCCAGGCCGCCGUAAGCAGCAGCGCUGCGGCUUCGCUUCGUGGAGCGUGCUAUGGGCCGUGGGAGACGAGAGCGGUUCUGGAGAGGCUGCGUGCAGCGGUAGGGGGGUGGAUGCUAGGGUCGUCCCGGGACGGAGGACGAGGAGGGGGGAAACUGAAGAGGGGGAAGGAAAUGGUCGACCUAGACCUGCUGUUCUAAAAAAGGUUGUUUUGGUUCAUGGUGAUGAAGGAGGCAUGGGUAUAGAGGAACAGACGACGAGCAAUGACAUGUGAAGACAACAGACAUUUUUGUUGGUGUGUGUGUUGAUAGUGUUGUGUUGUCCUACAGAGGACGGUAUCAGAAGUAAAGAACGUCUCAGCCAACCCUAACCCAAAUCUGCCACUAACCUUGGGUGCCGGCCGGACCCACAGAAACGACGAAAGCCAAG